CCUCCUGGGGCUGCUUGGAUUAUGGCAACCUCCUGGGGCUGCUUUCUCUGAGUUGUGGGUGAAAGGCCUAGCGAAUGGAGACAAAGAGCAGAUGACGUGAUGGACUGGUCUAUAAAUGCUUGCCUGACAUAUCUGAAAUUUGAAGUCAGACAUCGAUCCAGAGCCCUGAUUUUGAAGCGGUGUGCAGUGUCGGCUUGCCACGCCUUGUGAUUGGACCGAACCUCGACUGACCAUUGGGACUUUGUUCCGAUCUUCGGACUCUGGUGCGGUGAAGAAAAUGCAGAAGCUGCAGCUUUGGCUCCUCCUCCUCGCUAGCCUCUCGGGAGCCGUGGCCCAGACAGACAAGCCAGCAGCGAGGAUCCAGCCACGUCCCCCCUACCCCAGCCCGGGCAGAGAGCUACAGCUGCAGUGUGACGUCCCAGGGGAUCCUGGCCCCCUGGAGUUCCUGUGGACGAAGGAAGGCAGCGAUGUCCCCCUGCAGAUAAACCCUGACCGCAUCCUCACCCUCCCCCCCGUCGGCAAGAAUGAAACUGGCACCUACAUCUGCACGGCCACCAGUGCCGGGGGCAGCUCCGUGGCCAAGUACAGCCUGGAGAUGAUCGACCUCGUCCGUAAGGUGUUUGUUUUCCCAAGAGCAUCCAACGACUCUUACGUUAUCCUGAAGCCGAAGCCAGAGCAGCCACUGCAGAAUUUUACUGUUUGUCUGAGAUCCUACACUGACCUGCCCCGGCCGUACGCCCUUUUCUCUUAUGCCACCAAGGCCUAUGACAAUGAGAUCCUGCUCUUCAAACCCAAGCCUGGGGAGUACAGACUAUACGUGGGCGGGGAAUUUGUGACCUUCAGAGUCCCCGAGAACCGUAUGGAGUGGGAGCACGUCUGUGCUGGCUGGGAAUCGGCCACGGGCAUAGCUGAGUUCUGGGUGAACGGGAAGCCCUUACCCAGGAAGGGUCUGCGGAAAGGCUAUUCCGUCAGUGCUGAGGCUGUGAUCAUCCUGGGGCAGGAGCAGGACUCCUUCGGGGGCGGGUUUGAACUCCCAGAGUCUUUUGUAGGGGAAAUCACAGAUGUGUACAUGUGGGACCGUGUCCUCUAUAACAUGGAGUCUCUAAUGUGGGGUGGGUACUUUUCCCGCUACAUCUUUGGCUGGAAUAAUUUGCACUAUGAAUUAGUAGGUGAUGUGUUCCUGAAACGCAAGCUGUUAUUCUGAUCCUGUGAGCACAGGCUGCAUUCAGUAGCAGUGCAGCCCCAGCCCAAAGCCAUGGAACUCCCACUCCUGCUGUCACUUUCCGAGAGUGACGUGCCCCCGGGGCCGUGCUGUCUGCAGACAUGCCAAACCCGCGGAAAAAACGCAGAAAUUCGGCUUGGUUUUGGCUUAAUUGGCUUGUGAGUUGCUUGUUGGCUAGUUUUGGCUUGUAGCUUGUUGUAGCUUGUGCUUCUUUUUUUUUGAUCGGCUCCCGGCAAGCAGGGGCAAGCGGGGGCAAGGGGCAAGCAGGAAGAGAGUCAGGGGUGCACAGCGGGCCCACCACAGCCCCAGACUGCACGCCGGGAGGAUCUAGUCACACAGACUGUUGGGGUUCUUAGGGACUGGCCUUGUUUUGAAAUGGGAUUAGCUUGAUUUUUGGCUUAUUGUGAAAGUUGGGUGCUUAUUUACUGUGUGAAAGUUGGCAACUGUGCCAUAAACCCUGGCGAGUCUAGCACAAAGGAGAAUGUGAUCUCCAGCCCCUGGAGUAUGUGCCGUUCCGGGUCGCACACACUGGGCCAAAGCACAGAGCUGAGAGAGGCUGGGAGGUGCUGUCUAGGCCUCCCACCCUGGGUUCCAGCACUGGAUGCACCUCAGUCAGCUUUCCAGUGCUUGGUCCAGUCUGCUCAUAAAUGUGCCUGGCAUUAGGGCUGGUGCGGCUCUCCGUGAGCUUCCCUGCUUGCCACAGAUAUCACGGGCAGGAUGGGAUCCUGACGUGCACUCAGCACCAUGUGCCUGGGUUCCGCCCACUAAUCUGGUGAAUUCUGGCCUGCAGAGCUGUGCCAGGCCCUGCCUUUCACCGCUGGGUUAAGCCCUUGGCACAGGCAGACCCAAAUCCCAUUGGCUUUUCAUGCAGGCACACGGCAUUGCAAACUCCUGCCCAUUCCCUCAGUGUAUCAGCAUUGCCCCUUGCCAGACAGUGCCCACCCCUUGAAAAGCUUGGCUCCUGAUUGGCUCGCGCCCCCACCCCCAUGGCUGGCUGUACAUCUCCAUUUUCCUACUGUCAGCUUAGCUAUAACCCUACCUGUUGCAUUUUUUCUCUAGGCUCCCACCCCUCCCACUCACCUCUUUUUGUCUGAUUUUCUCACACGGGCAUUCUCCUCACUCUCUUCCAGGUCACUUAGGUCAUAAGAGGCUCUGAAAUGAGACCAGAAGGUGCCGUCCCCUCCCGCUUUCUUUCCGUUACCCUCUAGCGUUUCCCACUGUUUAUGGACCUAAGGGGCUGUUUAAAUGCAGUGUAGACGUUCCAGCUUUGGCUGCAGCCUGAGCGCUGGGACCCUCCCACCUUCCAGGACCUUCCUACACCCCAAUUAAACAGCCCUUUGCUUGACCCCACCAGCCAGAGUCAGCUGACAUGGGCCAGCCAGGUUGUCUAAUUGCAGUGUAGACCGACUCUGAAUGAGAGCAGCACAGAAGCCACCAACAGGUCACAGCCAUUCCUAUUCAGCCAGCCCAUGCUGGUGCAGCAGAGCAUGGCAACUGGGAAACCAUUUGCCCAUGGGCAUGGUAGCUCCGCUGGAUGCCCAGCGACCCUGCCCCCAUUCCAUGAGGGAGCUGGCGGGGGUGACACAUCUACACCCUCAACCACCAAAUCAUUAUAACAUUUUCAUGGUUAAGGUCUCCAAGUGAUCCAAGCCUGGGCCCACCCAAGGUUCUUAGCUCUUUGCUCAGCUUGGGUCCAAGCCAUGGGUGGAGCUCAAGAUUGUCAGCAGCAGGGGUCCUAGUUUUCCGUGAUAAAAAACGAAACUUCUCUGAUAAAAACUAUAAAAAUGUGCAUUUUUCCUCAAUUAAAAUGAAAGGCUGAACUUUAGUUUCCAUAGGCACCGUACCUACAGGUAUCAGUUGAACACAAUGGUGUAUUGAUAUGCAGUAGAAGCCCGUUUAUCCAAGCCUCCCCUAUCCAGCUCUCCAUACUAACCGACCCACCAGUCUCCUAGGGCUGACAGCCCAAGUGCCAGCUGCACGAGGCGCCGACAGCCUGAGCCUCCCCAUCUUAAAAUAAGGGAUUGAAAGCUCUUUGCCAGUUCUCCUGAUUAUCCCAAUUUUUGAUUAUCUGAUCUGGCCCUGGUCCCAUUUAGAUCAGAUAAAUAGGUUUCAGCUGUUAAUUUAAAAUGAAUUCAAAAAUCAACCACAAGAGGGGGGUGGUUGUGCUCACUGAAUAAAUGGCACCGGCACUUUCCGUAAAAUGUAAUUAAUUGUUAAUAAUAGGUUUUAAUUUUUUCACAGAAUGUAAAAACUAAAGAUUCUCGGUAAGAAUGCAAAUUCCACAUUUCUCCACAGCAAACAGAUUUCUAGGCUCCCUGGUCAUCAGGAGUUCAGUCCUGGUUUCUCAGCCUCCUGGUUUUGCACUCUGGAUGUGAGAUAGAGGAGAGGCUGAGGGAACUGGGCUUGUUUAGUCUGCAGAAGAAAAGAGUGAGGGGAGAUUUGAUAGCAGCCUUCAACUACCUGAAGGGGGGUUCCAAAGAGGAUGGAGCUCAGUUGUUC
Messenger RNA from Mauremys reevesii (Reeves's turtle), 3721 nucleotides. Its product is annotated as serum amyloid P-component-like. NCBI's taxonomy places the organism in Eukaryota, Metazoa, Chordata, Testudines, Geoemydidae. The record is from RefSeq and is a predicted model, not a curated record. The coding region runs from base 278 to 1204 and encodes 308 amino acids. Gene Ontology annotation, biological process: innate immune response. The transcript has 5 exons. Gene Ontology annotation, molecular function: complement component C1q complex binding.